AUGUCAUUAUACAAAUGUGUCGCCGUUUUCCGGCAUAAAGAUCUCACGUUGCUGAAAGCAUUGGAAAAUCUUUUAAACGCUAGUGACCUCUGGUUGGCUGCGAAUCUUAUCUCCUCUCUUCCCGUGAGAUUUGUUAAUUCACUCGAAAGUGAUUCUGGUGGUAAUUAUACAGCAUGGGAAUUCGUAAUUCCUAGACUUUGUCUGAUUGAUCAUUUCUCUCUCGUCUUGGGGCCAUUACUAAAUUCCUUGGUCUUUGAUCCUGUUAUGCACCAAGUCUCAAUAUUUUUCAAUCAACUUCAAUCUGAUCCCGAUUCCGUUGCUAUUCCUCCCCUGGAACUUCCUUCUCUUUGGAAUAACGUUGAGGGUAUUUUCUCAAUUGCCAUAGUUGUUUUUUUCAUGUAUCUAACUACUUUAUUAUUUUUUUAUUGUUGA
Messenger RNA from Protopolystoma xenopodis, 432 nucleotides. The record is from the annotation of a GenBank genome assembly. NCBI's taxonomy places the organism in Eukaryota, Metazoa, Platyhelminthes, Monogenea, Polystomatidea, Polystomatidae.